AAACUGUCAUGUGUGUAUUUGUGUGCAAAGUUAUCCCUCUUUUUUAAAUCAGCUGUUUGUUGUUGGCAUUUAAUUUUUGUCAACACACAGUGACACACAGAGAGAGAAAAAAAAAACAGAAUCAUCCAGGCUUUCUAUUGGAUCCACAGUGUUCUAUAUUUUUUUUUAUUUAGCAAACAAAAUAGAAAUAAAAAAUAAUAACAAUUGUUUGGCGCCAAAUCUUGAUGAUUUUAUUUAUUUAUUUUUUUUGAUAAAGUUGUCAUAUAUUUUUAGCUAAUUAACAUAAAUAAUAAUUAAUAAAACAAUGAGUGUUGCUGCUAAUAAUAGUCAAAAUGGAGAAGAAGAAACUUAUCAAGAGGCAGCUAUUGAAAAAAUGUUAGAUAAUUUACCAGUUUUACGUCAAUUAUUUAAUGUACAUUUUAAAAUUGGUGAAGGUACAUUUAGUAAUGUUUAUUUAGCAACAAUGAAAUCAUCAAAAGAAAGUAAAAAAUUUGCAAUUAAACAUUUAAUACCAACUUAUCCAGAAAAUAGAAUUGCACGUGAACUUCAAUGUUUACAAGAAAUUGGUGGAGCUGAUAAUGUUGUUGGAAUUGAAUUUUGUGUUAGAAAUGAAGGCUCAGUUGCAUUUGUAAUGCCAUACAUGCGUCAUACAAAAUUCACAGAUUAUUUUUAUAAUAUGGAUAAUUUGGAGCUAAAAAAUUACAUGAGAGCACUGAUGAUAGCCCUGAGAAAAGUACAUUUAUUUAAUGUUCUUCAUCGUGAUGUUAAACCAAGUAAUUUUUUAUACGACAGACGCAAUAGAAAAUACUUACUUGUUGACUUUGGACUGGCUCAAAAUUGCAAUGACACUAAAGCAUUAGUCACGAAACAACAAGUUGAUGAUCAUCGUCAAAGAAAAAAAACUGAUGAAAACAAUCGUAAAUUGUCAACAGAAUCACUGAAUAAAAGUGAAAAUUUAAAUACAUGUAAUUGUUUUGGUAAACCAAGUGUAUGUUCAAUUUGUACUGUUAAGCCAUCACAAGUUGCAUCAAGAGCUGGUACUCCAGGCUACAGAGCUCCUGAAGUAUUAUUUAAAUAUAUUCAUCAAACAUCUGCAAUUGAUAUUUGGGCUAGUGGAAUAAUAAUGCUUUGUAUAAUGAGUGCAACAUUACCAUUUUUUCGUUGUCCUGAUGACUGCACUGCACUUGCUGAAAUAACAACUGUUUUUGGAACAACAAAAAUGACACAAUGUGCUAGAAAAUUAGGCAAAAAAUUUAUUACUAGUGAAACAUUACCAGGUAUUGAUCUAAAAACAUUAUGUCAAAAAUUAAGAUCAAGAAGCAAAAGUCCUCAAAAUGAUAAGACCCCAUUAGAAGAAAAUUAUUCAACAGAAGCAUAUGAUUUACUUACGAGACUAUUGGAUGUUGAUUUUAAAACACGAAUAACUGCUGAUGAAGCAUUGAAUCAUCCUUUUUUAAAAGUAUAAUUUUUUUUUUUAUAUAUAUAUUUUACAUUAAUUAACAAAAGAAAAAAGAGAUAAAAAAAAAACAAUCAUGAUGUAAACUUUAAACAAAAAAUUUAUUAUAUCAAUUUAUACAUUGAUUAAAAAUACAGAUUUAUAAUUAUUUUUUUUAAAAGUACAACAAUUGAUAUUUAAAUAAUACAAAUAAAAUGCAAAUGAUUUUUUAAAACAAAA
Molecule: messenger RNA, 1675 nt
Organism: Aphidius gifuensis
Lineage: Eukaryota; Metazoa; Arthropoda; Insecta; Hymenoptera; Braconidae
Product: cell division cycle 7-related protein kinase-like
Exons: 9
Coding region: 305-1465 (386 amino acids)
Biological process (GO): mitotic DNA damage checkpoint signaling; protein phosphorylation
Cellular component (GO): nucleus
Molecular function (GO): protein serine/threonine kinase activity; ATP binding
Source: RefSeq, a predicted model, not a curated record